Messenger RNA from Spea bombifrons (plains spadefoot toad), 1650 nucleotides. Its product is annotated as fetuin-B-like. The record is from RefSeq and is a predicted model, not a curated record. The transcript is spliced from 7 exons. The coding region runs from base 72 to 1388 and encodes 438 amino acids. Lineage: Eukaryota; Metazoa; Chordata; Amphibia; Anura; Pelobatidae. Gene Ontology annotation, cellular component: extracellular region. Gene Ontology annotation, biological process: negative regulation of endopeptidase activity. Gene Ontology annotation, molecular function: cysteine-type endopeptidase inhibitor activity.
GUUCUGUGGAAAAUUUCUUAGGGUAACUGGACUUGUGAGGCCAUAUUGCCUGUACCCUUCUACUUAGAAGGAUGAAACCUAUUAUUUUAUUGUUAGUGUGCAUUCAGGUGUUCUGCUGUAGAGCAGCGCCUCCGCAGUCCCAGGAGCCUCCGCUGACCUCCAUUCCUUGCACUGAUCCUGGAGCAGAAGCUGCUGCCGAUUUGUCUUUGCGCCAGCUAAAUGCAAACCGCAGAGAGGGCUUCGUGUUUGGGCUGAAGCGCAUUUCCAGCGCCCUGGAGCAAUUUGAGGAGAGAAGCGGCGUUGUGUAUUACCUGACACUGGAUGUUUUGGAAACAGAAUGCCAUGUUCUGAGCAGACGGGCAUGGAAAGACUGCGAACCCAAACCAAACCAUGAAGCAGUUUUUGGACAGUGCAAAGUUAUAUUUCACCUUAACAAACCAAUGAGGAUAGCUCACCUGUACAGCUAUGAGUGUGCCUUGAGACCAGUUGCCCGAGGUGUUGGCGGGUGCCCUGGCUGUGUCUUUUCCCAACCCAAGAAUCAUAGCAGUGUCCAGGAUAUUGUCAACAAAGCAAUUGAAAAAUACAACAACCAAAGUGCAUACGAUAAGUAUUUUACUGUUGGAAACAUCACAAAAAGCACAUCACAGGUAAUUGCUGGAACUGCCUACAAGGUGGAAUUUACAAUUCAUGAAACAUCUUGUAACAAGUCUUUGUCAGCUGAAGAGCUGGCACUUUGCAAGCCCCUGGACUGUGAAUUUGCACACACUGGCUAUUGCAAGAGCCGUGGCUUAGCACACUGGAGCCGACCAGAUGAUCCAUAUGUGACAGUCACCUGUGAUAUAUUUGAACCAGAGGCCGCUGCUAUUGAAGAGCAGAACCAUAAGAAAGGUCAUAAUGAAGAAAAACCUGAACGAAGUCCUGGAAAAAGUGGAGAAAAACAUGGGAAGAAACCAGAACGCUCUUCUCGCAAACAAAACAACAAGAAGGACCAUAAACAUGACCAUGACAACAGCGAAAGUCAUGAAGAUGAGCAUAACCAUGAUCACCUGCACCCCCACGAACAUCAUCACGGCCAACAGGGAAAUAGCCCUGCACCAGAAUCUGCAGCGACCGUUGGCAAAAUUGUAUAUCUAGGUAAUGAAGAAGAGCCCACACCAACAGCCGCAAAUAGAGAGAAGAAAGCCAAAAAAUCUGAUGGUGAUAAAACUAAACAAGAGAAACCAAAGGGCCCUAAAGGAGAAAAAUCACCACCUGGACUUAAAUUGCCAAAACCAUAUAUACGACCAUUCCCUGCAGAAGCCUCAACAUCGGACCGGUGUCCAGGGCCUGUCAAGAACAUUGGUCCACAACCUGUUGCCACAGAACAACCCACAGCAAUUCCAAAGUAAAUACUCAAUGACGUUCAUAACAAUCCUGUUACGUUACGUAUGUUUCUUGCAAACCAUGGUUUCACAUGUUUGCAUAAAAAUGUACAAUGCAUUACCUUUGUCCACAAAAAUCAAAGUAGUCUUUUACCUAGUAGUUUACCUAGUGUUAACCGACCAAUGAUUUGUAGGAUACUAUGGUAUAUUUGGCAUGGCACAAUGCUUGGUGGUCACAAACAGGUGGAACAAGCAUUAAAAUGUUCAUGAAUAAAAUACUAUAUUUACA